Messenger RNA from Rhodamnia argentea, 3303 nucleotides. Its product is annotated as putative receptor-like protein kinase At3g47110. Lineage: Eukaryota; Viridiplantae; Streptophyta; Magnoliopsida; Myrtales; Myrtaceae. The record is from RefSeq and is a predicted model, not a curated record. Gene Ontology annotation, cellular component: plasma membrane. The transcript has 3 exons. Gene Ontology annotation, molecular function: ATP binding; protein kinase activity; protein binding. Gene Ontology annotation, biological process: protein phosphorylation; hormone-mediated signaling pathway. The coding region runs from base 1 to 3303 and encodes 1100 amino acids.
AUGCAAUCAAGAGUGACUCUGUUCAUCGUGGAGAAGUUCAUGUUUUUAGCAUUUCUUGAUCUUCUGUUAGCUUUCCUAUUGAUGUCUCAGCCCGCCAUUUGUUCCAGCAACUUCACUGAUCAAGAUGCUCUCCUCCACUUCAAAUCAGCGAUCGAAGUCGACCCGACGAACACGAUCAAACGCGGCAAUUGGACUGCCGAAGCAAAUUUCUGCGAAUGGAUCGGGGUCGUCUGCAGCAAGCGCAGGCAGAGAGUCACGGCUUUAGACCUCCGUGGCAUGGGUCUCCAGGGAAGACUGUCUCCUUACCUGGGCAAUCUCUCUUUCAUGGUUUCUCUUGAUCUUCGCAACAACAGUUUCUACGGCACGAUUCCGACAGAAAUCGGUCGUUUACGCCGCCUGAAAGUGCUCGUACUCGAUUCAAACCAGUUUGAAGGAAACAUUCCUCCUAACUUAGCCCAGUGCCGAAAUCUCGAAGUGAUGACACUCGCGGAUAACAGGCUAACGGGCAGCAUACCGAGAGAAUUUGGCACCUUCCCUAAGUUGCAACAACUGUUUCUUAGCCUCAACCCCUUACGGGGUCAAAUUCCGAGCUUCCUGGGCAACAUAUCCACAUUGCAGGUCAUUGCUCUGGCCGAGGCUAAUCUCACAGGUUCGAUUCCUCCGACACUUUUCAAUGGAUCGCUCACUAUUGUCGACUUCGGGUCUAAUGAUCUCUCGGGAAGUCUUCCCUCCGAUCUUUGCAACCGCUGGCCUAACAUUCAGACGCUUUUGCUGUCUGAUAACAAAUUCAGCGGCCUGCUACCAGAGACGCUCACCCAAUGCAAAGAGCUUCUCGUGUUAGCGUUGUCAAUCAAUCGUUUCCAGGGAAGUGUUCCUCGAGACAUAGACAGCUUGCAAAAGCUGCAGGAGCUCUAUCUCGGCGCUAACAACUUGACCGGCACAAUUCCUCGAACCAUCGGUAACAUGUCAAGCUUGCAUAUCUUGAACUUAGAUCGUACCCACAUCGGAGGUGACAUUCCACGUGAGAUAGGCAAUUUGGUCAAUCUGAAAGUAAUGAACCUUCAGUUUAAUAUGCUAACAGGCAAAGUUCCUCGAGAGGUUUUUAAUAUCUCUUUGCUCCAAGUGCUCGGUUUGACGGACAAUUCACUCUCUGGAAGCCUUCCCUCAGGUGGCGAUCUAAGCCUUCCGAAUUUGGAAGAACUCUAUCUAGCCAAUAAUAGCUUUGGUGGCAACAUACCGCAGUCUUUCUCGAAUCUUUCAAACCUAAUCUUUUUCGAUGCCGGGUUCAAUCAACUCAGCGGACCAAUACCGACAAGUUUGGGCAACUUAAGGAACCUCAGACACUUUGCGGUUCAGUCAAAUCAGCUAACAGGUGAGACUUAUGGUGCGGAGCUCGGUUUUCUCUCAGCUUUAUCGAAUUGCCAAUCGCUGCGAACCUUGGUUCUGCAACAUAACCCGCUUGGCGGCUUCAUACCUACAAAUAUCAAAAACUUCUCCAGUUCCCUACAAACUCUAUUCGCUCCCAAUUGUCAAAUAAGAGGUCACAUUCCCAAGGAAUUGGGUUUCUUGAAGAGCUUGACUUUCCUACAGUUGAGCAAUAACGAUCUAGACGGCAACAUCCCAUCAUCAAUCGGAGGACUACAACGCUUGCAAAGGCUGCAUCUUGUUAACAACCAGCUUGAAGCACCGAUCCCCGAUGAGAUAUGCAACUUGACAAGUUUAGGAGAGUUAAUGCUCCAACAAAAUAGGAUAUCGGGAUCGAUUCCAAAUUGCAUUGGAAACCUGAGGAGCCUUCAAAAUUUUCUCGUAAGUUCGAAUAAUAUGACAUCGGUUAUACCGGUUAGUCUGUGGAGCCUCCAACAACUCAUCUUCCUCAAUCUAUCUCUCAAUGCUUUCAGUGGAGGACUACCACUCGAAAUGGGAAAAAUGACAGCUAUAGAGAGCAUCGAUCUUUCUUGGAACCGGCUUACUGGCGCCAUACCGAGUUCCAUCCAGGAGUUGAAGAGCCUCGCUUGUCUCAACUUGUCAAGGAACUCAUUUCGAGGAUCAAUACCGCAAUCGAUCGGCGACCUUAAAGGAUUGGAUUUCCUCGAUCUCUCCUACAAUGAGUUAUCCGGCACGAUACCCGAGUCCAUGGAAGGACUAAAAUAUAUGCAAAACUUGAACGUGUCCUUUAAUAAUCUAUCUGGAGAGAUUCCUAGCGGAGGACCAUUCAGAAAAUUUUCGACUCUCUCUUUCAUCGGGAAUCGAGCUGUUUGUGGAAAUGCGAUUUUUCAUGUCUCACCUUGCAAAGUAAAGGGAAAGAAGUCAUCAAAGGUCAAGCCGCUCCGGUGCCAGUUAAAGCGUCGGAACACUAGGAAAGAAGUUCCGGUUUCCGUGGAAAAUGCGCCCGGAAUUGACCACCCGAUGAUAUCAUAUCAUUAUCGGGAGCUUUGCUCUGCUACUGACAACUUCAGCGAAAGCAAUUUGCUCGGAGCAGGAAGCUUUAGCUCUGUAUACAAAGGGACUACGGCCAAUGGGAUAGACAUCGCGGUCAAAGUACUAAAUCUCCAUAUCGAAGGCGCUGUGAAAAGUUUCGACGCAGAAUGUGAGGUCUUUCGGAAGGUCGGGCACCGGAAUCUUGUCAAGGUGAUCAGCACCUGCACGAACCCUGAUUUGAGAGCUCUAGUGCUGCAAUAUGUGCCCCACGGGAGCUUGGAGAGGUGGCUUUACUCCAACAACUAUAACUUGGGUCUCCAUCAGCGAGUGAAGAUAAUGGUCGACGUCGCAGUGGGGAUCGAAUAUCUCCACCAUGGCCAACCGGAACCCAUUGUGCACUGUGAUCUAAAGCCUAGCAAUGUUCUUCUAAACGAGGACCUGGUCGCCCAAGUCUGCGACUUUGGAAUCGCGAAGAUUUUGGCUGAGAACAAGCUUGAAACACAGACCCGAACUCUCGGCACGAUUGGUUACCUUGCUCCAGAGUAUGGUCUGGAAGGAAAAGUCUCGACAAAAGGAGAUGUUUACAGCUUCGGAAUAUUGCUGUUGGAAGUGAUUACUAAGAAGAAGCCAACCGAUGAAAUGUUCGAUGCGGAUAUGAGCUUGAGGCGAUGGGUAGGUGCAGCGAUUCCAGGCAGAGUGCUUGACAUCACGGAUUGCGAACUCCUUAGCACGGAACAUGAAGAUCUGACGCUUUUGGAACUCGAGAGCAUAGUCUCAUCGAUCCUAGAGUUGGGACUGGAAUGUUCAAAGGACUUGCCUGAGGAAAGAAUGGACAUGGGUGCUGUCGUGGUUAAGCUCAACAAGAUCAAGUUGUCACUUCCUUGA